CUCGGACUAGCCAUGGGCAGCCCAGGUGAAUAUGGCUGCUCCGUGGAGGAACUACGAACGUUAAUGGAAUAUCGUGGCGCAGAGGCUCGUGAAAAAAUUGAUACAGAUUAUUCAGGUAUUGAAGGACUUUGCAAAAGGUUGAAAACCGAUUCGGCGAACGGUUUACCGCAAAAUAAUGAUGAAUUGGACAGGAGGCGAGCAGUUUUCGGCGCUAAUGAAAUACCACCUCACCCGCCCAAAUCAUUUCUUCAGUUGGUUUGGGAGGCUCUUCAGGACGUUACACUUAUAAUUCUGCUUGUAAGCGCAAUUGUUUCAUUGGCUUUAUCAUUUUACAGUCCGCCAAACGAUGGUACAGGUUCUGCAGAUCCAUCUGAACAUGAAGCUGGCUGGAUUGAAGGUGUUGCUAUAUUAAUUUCAGUCGUUGUUGUGGUACUUGUCACAGCGCUGAACGAUUAUACAAAAGAACGUCAAUUCAGAGGUUUGCAAGCAAAAAUCGAAACUGAACAUAAAUUUGCCGUAAUCAGAGGCGGCAAUCAAAUACAGAUCGUUGUUAAUGAGCUCGUUGUUGGUGAUAUCGCCCAAAUCAAAUACGGCGAUCUAUUACCUUCGGACGGUAUUUUGGUGCAAAGCAAUGAUCUGAAAAUUGAUGAAUCAUCGUUGACCGGUGAAUCGGAUUUAAUUCGUAAGAGUCCUGAGCACGAUCCGAUGCUUUUGUCAGGUACACACGUAAUGGAAGGCAGUGGCAAAAUGUUGGUGACCGCAGUUGGUGUUAAUUCACAGACCGGUAUCAUCAUGACAUUAUUGGGUGCAGCUAAAUCGGCUGUCGAAGAGGAGCGCAAAGCAGCGAAACGUGAAGGUGGAGUGGUUACGGCGUCUGGAGUUGAGGACGGCACAGCGCAAGCGUUACUCACUGAUCAUGUAAAAGUAGAUGGAUUAACUGAAGGUAGCAAUGGUGGAGUGAGCAGUACUGGGGAUGAGUCAAAAGAGGAAGGCGAAGGGAAGAAGGAACGCUCUGUUUUACAGGCUAAGCUUACGCGUUUGGCUAUUCAAAUCGGUUAUGCAGGAUCGUUUGUUGCCGGCUGUACGGUGCUGAUAUUGGUGGUGCGAUUCUCGAUAAGUCGUUAUGUGAUCGAGGAGAAGGCGUUCAGUCUAGCCGACUUUCAACAUUUCAUUAACUUUCUUAUCAUUGGCGUUACUGUGUUGGUCGUGGCCGUUCCAGAAGGACUGCCUCUAGCUGUCACUUUAUCACUGGCAUACUCAGUGAAGAAGAUGAUGGUCGAUAACAAUUUGGUUCGACAUCUGGAUGCAUGUGAAACAAUGGGUAAUGCAACAAGCAUUUGUUCGGACAAAACCGGAACAUUGACCACAAAUCGUAUGACUGUUGUCCAGUCCUAUAUUAAUGAAGUGCAUUAUAAAGAUACACCAAAAUUCGAAACACUAAAUAAAGAAACACGGGAUUUGAUGGUAAAUUUGAUCUCAAUCAAUAGCAGUUACGCAUCUCAGGUGGUACCAUCAAAACAGCCUGGUGGACAGCUGACCCAGUUAGGCAAUAAGACCGAAUGCGCUCUACUGGGUUUUUUGGUUUCACUUGGGCAAAGCUAUCAAACCAUACGUGAUAAAUACCCAGAAGAAAGCAUCUUCAAGGUGUAUACAUUCAAUUCGGUUCGUAAAUCGAUGUCGACUGUUAUUGAGCUGAAAGAUUCAGCGCGUGGUGGCUAUCGAGUGUUCAGUAAGGGUGCAUCAGAAAUUAUUUUGAAGAAAUGUAAAUGGUUUAUGGGCAAAGAUGGUGUGCUGACAAAAUUCACUCAGAAAGAUCAGGAACGUUUAGUGAGUAAUGUAAUUGAGCCGAUGGCUUCAGAUGGUCUGCGCACCAUUUGUCUUGCAUAUAAAGAUUAUGUGCCUGGUGGAAGUGUGAAAGAAAAUGAGGUUUCGUUUGUCGGCGAAAUAGAUUGGGAUAAUGAGGAUGCGAUCGUGAAUGAUUUAACAGCCCUCGCCAUCGUUGGUAUACAAGAUCCAGUUCGACAAGAAGUGCCUGAAGCAAUAGCAAAAUGCCAACGUGCCGGUAUAACCGUGCGAAUGGUAACUGGCGAUAACAUUAAUACGGCACGUUCAAUAGCAACAUCAUGUGGUAUUCUACGACCCGGUGAAGAUUUCAUCGCAUUGGAAGGAAAAGAUUUCAACGCUAGAAUUCGUAACGAAAAGGGUGAGGUGAGUCAAGAGAAGUUGGAUCUGAUCUGGCCAAAGCUACGUGUACUGGCAAGAGCGCAACCGACCGAUAAAUACACUCUUGUAAAGGGUAUUAUCGAUAGUCGCGUCACUGAUAAUCGCGAGGUGGUUGCGGUAACUGGUGAUGGUACGAAUGAUGGUCCAGCGCUCAAGAAAGCAGAUGUCGGCUUCGCGAUGGGUAUCGCGGGUACGGAUGUAGCUAAAGAAGCAUCAGAUAUUAUUCUUACAGAUGAUAAUUUCACUUCGAUUGUUAAGGCGGUAAUGUGGGGUCGAAAUGUAUAUGAUUCAAUUGCGAAAUUUCUUCAAUUUCAAUUGACCGUUAAUGUGGUUGCGGUUGUUGUUGCAUUUGUUGGUGCAUGCGCCAUUCAAGAUACGCCUUUGAAAGCGGUGCAAAUGCUGUGGGUGAAUUUGAUAAUGGAUACGCUGGCGUCGUUGGCGUUAGCGACCGAAAUGCCAACCGAAGAACUGUUGAAGCGUAAGCCGUAUGGUCGUACAAGUCCGCUGAUAUCGCGAACGAUGAGCAAAAAUAUUCUCGGACACGCCUUCUAUCAACUGCUCAUUCUUUUUGCACUUAUUUUUGCUGGUGAGAGAUUCUUUGAGAUAGAGAGUGGGCGUUGGGCACCACUGCAUUCGCCUCCAUCCGAGCAUUUCACGAUUGUUUUUAACACGUUCGUCAUGAUGACAUUAUUCAACGAAAUUAAUGCGCGUAAAAUCCACGGAGAACGCAACAUUUUUCAAGGACUGUUCUCGAAUCCGAUUUAUUAUGUAAUAUGGAUUUCGACAAUGGUUUCGCAAGUACUUAUCGUGCAAUUUGGUGGUCGUUGGUUCUCGACGGCUGCGUUGAAUCUGGAGCAAUGGUUGUGGUGUUUGGCGUUCGGUGUAGGCGUUUUACUAUGGGGACAGAUAGUAACAACAAUACCAACAUCUGGCCUACCGAAGAAUUUAACGAUCGGUGGUGGUGAUGUGGCGUCAACGGAGAAUAUUCUCAGCGGUGAAUAUGCGGAUCCGGAAACGCAUGAGCGGCGAUCAGGACAAAUAUUAUGGAUCAGGGGCUUAACACGACUGCAAACACAGGUAGGCGAAUGCUUCUUUCAUUUAGCUGCAGCACAUUUCAGCAAUAAUAUAUUGUUGUACACAUUGGUUCAUAAUAGUGUUAAUAAUGAAAAUCUUUAUUAUUCAUUUGACGAUCAUCAUCGUGAUGUUUGUUACAAUAAUAAUUCUAAUAAUGAUGAUGAUCACAACAACGACGAUGAGACAGACGUAUCCGUUUUCAUAGAUGAACAGUUAGUUCAUCGUUUGAACAUGAUUGCUGAGUAUGUUCAACAGGCUGUGUUAACAGCGCAGUGCGGCACGGCAUAG
Molecule: messenger RNA, 3585 nt
Organism: Anisakis simplex (herring worm)
Lineage: Eukaryota; Metazoa; Nematoda; Chromadorea; Rhabditida; Anisakidae
Source: the annotation of a GenBank genome assembly